Messenger RNA from Dichotomopilus funicola, 5316 nucleotides. Its product is annotated as SNF2 family N-terminal domain-containing protein. The transcript has a single exon. Gene Ontology annotation, cellular component: Swr1 complex. The record is from RefSeq and is a predicted model, not a curated record. The coding region runs from base 1 to 5316 and encodes 1771 amino acids. NCBI's taxonomy places the organism in Eukaryota, Fungi, Ascomycota, Sordariomycetes, Sordariales, Chaetomiaceae. Gene Ontology annotation, biological process: chromatin remodeling. Gene Ontology annotation, molecular function: ATP-dependent chromatin remodeler activity; ATP binding; ATP hydrolysis activity.
AUGACGGAGAUCGCGUCGCCCAGCCCAACAGACGCAGUUCCGCCUCUAGCUCCCGGCGACAAUGCUCAACCCUCCGAACCACCACCAUCCACGCCGGAGCUUGAGACGGCUCAAACUGUCAAAUCAGACCCCGACGAGUUACCCGGAUCCACAAGCGGACACGAUACCAACAAAAUAACGCCUGGGAACUGCACCGAACAGCUGUCUGAGGCCCAAACCCCACAUAGCAAUGGCGUCCACACGCAGCAGCCGACGAGGACAGACGAGGACGGCCCUCCCGCGAAACGGCGUCGAGUGCGCGAUACCACACCAAACAACUCCGCGCGGAAACCGAAACCGGAGUCCCCGCCAUGGAAGAAAAUCGAAGCGGAGGGCCCGUCUACAUUCAAGGGGGAGGACGGCCGACGGAAAUCAGGGCGUAUCAAUACCGUACCCCUCGAGCUUCAGCCAGGCGACAAGCGUAUAACGAGGCGAGUUUUACACACUGGACAUCCCACCCCGACAACAAGCCGAAAUACGACGACAAACGGCCACGCGUCGACACCCACGAGUGCAAAUGCCAAGCGCGCCGCAGCUUCCGCAAAGCAGGCUCCUACGAAGCAAGCAUCGAACAAGGCCCCACUUCGAAAAUCCGCGACUUCACAACAUGAACCCAAGCCAAGCACUCGCGCUCGCCGGCGGUCCGGUUCCCCACGACGUCCUGCUGCGCCAUUAAAACAAUUUGUCGGCACGCGUCGAUCGACCCGUCACUUGCGAGACGCAGAAGAUGAUGGCGACUCCGAGGUCACGUCAGCGGCGACUCGCAUCAACCUACGCGCUCGACCACCGUUAACGACGAUACCCCUUGUUCACCGUGAACAGGCAAACCUCCGACCGAAGCUCGGGCCGACCUUUGAAGAGUUUUUGGAUCGUGCAACAGAGAUUCCGGUGGAACAGGGGGGGCUACUCGUAGCUGCUGAAGAUGGCCCUGGAUACACGGAGGAGACGGUGGAGGAAGAUGCCCGGAUCAUCUUGCGGGUCGAGAAGGAGGUGGAGCCGGGCGGGAUUCUCACGGAAACGAGGUGCUCUGUUUUUGAGCCCGAAGCGGUGGAGGAACCGCGGCAGUGGGCGCACGCUGACCAUCUUGUCAAAGCUAUGGCUCACUUACGGAAGUUGAUGCUUUCUGAACAACAACGACAUCGCGCUGCGGCUAAGAAAUUGGCCAUCGCGUGCCAGGCCGAAUGGAGACGACGGAAUCCGCAACCAAAAACAGUGGAAGAGAUUGAGUUUGAAGAGACUGAAAAGAGCAAGGUGAGGUGGCGUCAUGUCAACAGGAUCAUGGCCGCGACUUGGGAAAAUGUUAGGAUCGAGGUGAACCGCCGUCGAUUAGCCGACUGGGAGGCAGAAGAGCAACGCCGUGUGAAGGCGGCCCUCAACCAGGCCGUCAACCUUUCAGAACAGAAACUGUUAGCUCAGCAGACCCGCCCCGACACCGAGGAGCUGUCUGAUGACGAGCUCACCGACGAUUUGAUAUCUAACGUUGACUCUGACGAGGACCUGGAUGUCGAAUCGGUGGCGCUGGCGAAUCUUUCUGAUGAAGAUGGGGAUGAUGAGGACAACAUGUCGUCGUCCGAGGAUGAGGAUGAUAAGGCAUCCGAACUGUCGGACGAAGGACUUACUCAAGACCAGCUCCGAGAGAAAUACGCCAACCUGCCAGCCUUGGACCCUGCCCUGGACGAUGCGACGCCUGCGGACGAAGCCACAACGCCGGCGCUAGGUGACGACGACACGAGUGACGAGUCGGUUGACAUGGAUGAUGAUUUGGGGUCGUCUGAGGACGAAUCGGAAGAAGACGAUGAAGAGGAAGACGACGCCAGUAACGACGACGGGGAUGGAUCUGAGGGCGAACUCUCCGGUUUGCUCGGGCUAUUUUUCGGCAAGUCGGAGCUGAAGAAGUUGCAGGACGAGGCCCCGGGAGACGAUGCGGAUGCAGAUGAUGUGGACAUGAUCGAUGCUGGUGCUAUCGAUGAAACCGAGCCGGGUAUGGACGUAGGUGGGGACGCCAUCAUUGAAGGUACUGCCCAUCAGCCCGCGGCCGACCCGUCCGUAUCUACAGCGCCUCCGGGAGAGCAAGUAAAGGAGCAGGAAACAUCCAGUGCCCUUAGUUCGCUGCCGGUGGGUGGGAGGCUUGCGGAAGGAGUCUCGAGCGAACUUGCCGGGCCGGUUUCUCCGUCGAGGACAACGGACCCCGUAACAAGCGGCGUUACAGCCUCAGCAACACCGGUUUCGGGCGAUAUGCCUGUGAUCGGCCAGCCUUCCGAAGACGACGUCACAAUGGAGGAUGUUCCGGAGCGGGCAGAAUCCACUUCAGGCGCUGAUGGGCUCGCGAUACCUUCUGUACAACACCCUAGUCCGGAGACAGAACCAACCACGAAUGUCCAUAGCCCCUCUCGGAGCCAGUCGCCGAGGGCGUCAGACGAUACCAAGCCGACUGAUGUGGAAACACCGGCGUCCCUGUCCCUGCUCAACGCCCCAAAGACGGACAGUCGGUCCACGUCGCCGCAGCUGCCCGCACCAAAAACCGAGAUACCGUUUCUCCUGCGCGGGACGCUUCGCGAAUAUCAGCAUCUUGGCCUCGACUGGCUCGCGGCUUUGUAUUCGAACAACACGAACGGCAUUCUCGCUGAUGAGAUGGGCCUCGGCAAAACUAUCCAAACCAUUGCGCUGUUGUCUCAUCUGGCGUGUCACCACGAAGUUUGGGGUCCUCACCUCGUCAUCGUCCCCACGAGUGUGAUGCUCAACUGGGAGAUGGAGUUCAAAAAGUGGUGCCCGGGUUUCAGAAUCCUCACUUAUUACGGCAACCAGGACGAACGCAAGCGGAAGCGUCAGGGGUGGACGAACGACGAUGUGUGGAAUGUCUGCAUCACGUCUUACCAGAUGGUUCUCCAGGAUCAGCAGGUGUUCAGACGGCGACGGUGGCAUUACAUGAUCCUAGACGAAGCGCACAACAUCAAGAACUUCAAGUCGCAGCGGUGGCAGACCCUCCUCGGCUUCAACACUCACUCACGAUUGCUACUUACCGGCACGCCCCUACAGAACAACCUAACAGAGCUCUGGUCGCUUCUGUACUUUUUGGCCCCACCCGAAAAUGGUGAAGGCGGGUUCGUCGAUUUGAAGGAGUUCCACAAUUGGUUCUCGCGGCCGGAAUCGCAGAUUCUGGAGAGCGGGCGGGAACAGCUGGACGAUGAAGCACGCGCCAUCAUCUCGAAGCUUCACAAGGUCCUUCGCCCGUACCUCCUACGCCGGCUCAAGGCCGAUGUUGAGAAACAGAUGCCGGCCAAAUACGAGCAUGUCGAGUUCUGCCGGCUUUCCAAACGCCAACGCGAGCUGUAUGAUGGUUUCCUGUCCCGCGCAGACACGCGAGAGACCCUUAACUCGGGGAACUACAUGUCCAUCAUCAACUGCCUCAUGCAGCUCCGGAAGGUGUGCAACCACCCGGACCUGUUUGUGGACCGGCCCAUCAUGACAUCGUUUCGCAUGCAACGGUCGGUUGCCACGGACUUUGAAGUCGGCGAGCAGCUCAUCCGACGGAAGCUGCUGGCUGUCAAACCCAUGGAGACGGUGAGCCUCAGCUUUCUCAACAUGAUCCCCACGCGGUAUGAAGGCACAUCGGGCGCAGACGCGGACCGGAUCUCGCAGCUCAGCACGCACCGCAUCCUUCUUGAUCUUAGGGAGGCCCAGAAGACGCGAGCCAACAAUGCGUACCACACUUUGGACCCGGCGUCUGUCAAGUCAAACCUGGUCUAUCUGGAAAGCGCCGCGCGAUGGGGCCGAUUCGAAGAGCUGCAGCAUUGUGUGUACCUCAACGCUCUCCGACGCCAGCAGCGGCCGAUUUACGGAAAGCGGCUCCUUGACCUCCUGACGUUUGACACGCACCGCCGACCGUACAAGCAGCGCCCCAAGGUACCGCAGAAGGUCAUGAGCUGGUUCGAGGAGGAUUCAUACCUGCUGCACAACGCUAUCCCGACGCUGCAACAACGCGCGGGCUCGAUGGAGACCACGAUAAGCAAGUUCGCUUGCGUGACCCCGGCUGUCGUCACGGGCGAUAUGACCAGGCUGCUGCUAGGGCCCAAAGGCGUGCAAGCGUUUGAGGAGACAGAUCUGAAGCUGUCAGCGCCCGUCCGGUAUGCGCCGUACAUGCCCAAGGAACGACCACCGGACCCCUGGCACGAAUCCCGCAUGCGGUUAUCCAUCCAGUUCCCCGACAAGCGACUCCUGCAAUACGACUGCGGCAAGUUACAGGCCCUCGACAAGCUCCUCCGCCGGCUCCAGGCCGGGGGUCACCGCGCCCUAAUCUUCACGCAAAUGACCAAGGUCCUCGACAUCCUCGAACAAUUCCUCAACAUCCACGGACACAAAUACCUACGCCUCGACGGCGCAACCAAAGUCGAGCAACGCCAAAUCCUCACCGACCGCUUCAACCACGACCCCCGCAUCCUCUGCUUCAUCCUCUCCACCCGGUCCGGCGGCCUCGGCAUCAACCUCACAGGCGCCGACACAGUCAUCUUCUACGACCAAGACUGGAACCCAGCCAUGGACAAACAAUGCCAGGACCGAUGCCACCGCAUCGGUCAAACGCGCGACGUGCACAUCUACCGGCUCGUCAGCGAGCACACCAUCGAAGCCAACAUCCUGCGCAAGGCCAGCCAGAAACAGAUGCUGGAUGACGUCGUCAUUCAGGAAGGCGAGUUCACAACGGAUUACUUCAACAAACUUGCCAUUCGCGACGUCAUCGGCACUAACGGCGAGGUAAUCGGCACUAACGAAGACGAUGUCGCGGCCAACGCGGCUAUGGACCGCGUGCUAGGCGGCGUUGUCAGCGGUGGUGGUGAUGCGGGUAACGGGGACGCCAACCGUGGAGUUGGUAGUGGUGCGCAUAACCCGCGGGGUGCGGGCCGCGCGCUGCUGGAGCAAGCCGAAGAUAAAGAGGAUGUCGCAGCCGCGCGGCAGGCGGAGAAGGAAAUCCAGCAGGACGAUGCCGACUUUUUGGAACCGCAGUCAGCAUCCGGCGCAGCAUCCGGGUCAGCGACUGUAGCUCAGGGUACGCCGAGGGAGGGGACCGUCGAGCCGCUGUCUGCUGCUAGUGUUGGGGUGCUUGGCGACGACGGGGAAGAGGAAGCGAAGGUGGUGGAACACAACGCGUUUGGGGGACGGAUGCAUACGGUGGAUGAUUACAUGGUGCAGUUUAUGGUCAAGGCGUUGGAGGGCACGCCGUUGGAACUGCCGAAGGAUAAGAAGAGGAGUCGGAAGCGGGGGAAGGAUACUCGGAAGCGCUAG